UUUUUUGCAUUAAAUCAUACUGGGAUGUUUGCUGAAAUUGAUAGGAUGGCCCUACCUAACCUGUAGGUGAUUUUUCUUAAAACAUAAAAGGUGAGGCCUAGUUUGCAAAUGGAGGAGUGUUCACUUUUUCACUAAGACACGUUGUGGAAAUGCACUUUACAUUCCAACUACGCGUUUUCACUGCACUGCGGCCGCUCGUAUCAAAUUGCUUCCGAGGCUCGUGGCGUUCUGUGAAGCUCCCCAGCUUUCUCAUUUUCCCCUCAGACCCUCUUUCCUUCUUCCUUUUCUGCUUCUGUUUCAAGAGUAACCUCCACCGCACCUCAACCCUAAUUUUCACCAACACAUUGAGUCCCGUGAGCCAUUUCCCCCCCCGCACGGCUCUCUCCUCACAACCUCGUCACCCUCACUGUCUCUCAUCUCCUUGAUUCCCGCCACACACACCCCUGUCCUCUUUCUCCUUGGCAGUUUGGCAGUCAGUGUUCACUCCAUUCCUCUUCUUUCGACCACCUGCCGGGCCUGUCCACUCAUUACUUGCCCCCCCUCCUUAUCAUCUUCUCCUCUCCUCCCCUGAUGUAUUCUCUCUCCCGUUUCUCUCCAGGCCACUUUCUCAACGGCAGCUACUGCACUUUUGAAGAGGGCGAGUGCGGCUGGCAGUCGGUACCGGGCCGCGGUCUCUCCUGGAGAAGACUCCAGUCGCCGGCCAAGGCCACCAAACAGAGCUGCCCGUCAUCAGGUGCUACAUUCAGCGUGGAAGGAGGCCAGUCCAAAGGCCAGCGGAGCUCAGCGAUACUGAGGAGCCCUCUCUUCCCCCCUCCCCUCAGAAACUCCCCGUGCACGGUGCGGUUGUGGCUGUGCUCUGGAGGCUUGCAGAGGGGGUCGUUGUCUCUGUGGAUUGCUGAGAACAGCACAGGCCCCGAGGAGCAGCGCAGACUGUGGCAUUCAGCCAGCAAACCCAAAUCUGAAAGGGGCUGGAAGCUCGUCAUAGUUCCCCUUUACGGGCUGGCAGACUGGUUUUGGCUGCAGUUCAGCGCGGAAGAUGGACCUGGACCCGGUUCAGCCAUCUCUAUAGACAACAUCUCUUUCAGUAUGGACUGCUUCCUGGCAUCCAACGGUGAGUUUCCACCUGUGGUCGCCAGCUCAACCAGGUUGCCCUUCAGCUCUACGCCCCCGUCCAUCGGAAACCCUUUGAUGACCUUCCCCCCCACAGAUUACUGUAAGUGUGAGCUUGAUUACCACGGUUCAUCCUCCACCCUCAAGGAGAACACUCUCCCCACUGACAUUGUCUGUUUCUCCUGCUGUCUCUCUCUGUCGUCUUUUUGACACUCUCCUUCGCUCACACACACACAC
Molecule: messenger RNA, 1347 nt
Organism: Anarrhichthys ocellatus (wolf-eel)
Lineage: Eukaryota; Metazoa; Chordata; Actinopteri; Perciformes; Anarhichadidae
Product: ALK tyrosine kinase receptor-like
Exons: 5
Coding region: 571-1320 (249 amino acids)
Cellular component (GO): membrane
Source: RefSeq, a predicted model, not a curated record